Puccinia triticina is the source of this 738-nucleotide messenger RNA. RefSeq lists its product as uncharacterized. The record is from RefSeq and is a predicted model, not a curated record. NCBI's taxonomy places the organism in Eukaryota, Fungi, Basidiomycota, Pucciniomycetes, Pucciniales, Pucciniaceae. The transcript has 3 exons. Bases 1 to 738 code for a protein of 245 amino acids.
AUGGCGACGUCUCACUCAAAUUCGGCCGCCCAUCCUGGGACCCCCGCCGAAUCGUUAUCAUCCAGGAAGGUGUCAGCGUUGUCUGCUCCGGCCGCGGGGCCGAAAACCGAGAAGGCAGGCCUAGUGUUUACUCCAGUGCGAGUCUCGUCCGCAGGCCGUGUCCUCCCCGGCCGUUGGGUCCCUGCCUCGGAGUCUAAGUCGGCGGCGAGCGCGCCUUCUCCUGGCGCUCAAUUGCUAACUGGCGCAGGUUCCCUUGCACGUGCGGAGUCCCCGGCGAAGCGGUCCCUUGGGGCAAGCGCGGGGCCUGCCCUCUGGUAUGACUUGACCGGUUUCGAGGACCUUGGGGGCUAUCCUGAGGAUUGGGAGACGACCAGUUCGGAAUCCGAGUACCCUGCUGCAGUCUCGGCCACCCAUUCAGACCAAGUCAACGUGGGCACUCCAAGCGCCCUGGACCAGGUCAGCGGGGCCACUCCCGGCACUCACGCACUCCCGGGGGCCCAGGACCGCGCUGGGACAACCGCGACGGCUGUCUCUGGCCCGCAAUCCACCGCUGGCGGCCAACCUGCGGCCUUCUGCCACCCCACCUCUUCAACCACGCCGUCAGCCGAGGAAUCCUUCAGAAAAGCGGCUGCGGAGGAUGACAUGACCAACGAUUUGUCAGACAACUCCGAUGAAGAGUCUGAGCCCUCGCCUUUGGCUGUGUUGCUCUCCAAGGUCGCACCCACUCAGGAGAUCUGA